Messenger RNA from Mercurialis annua (annual mercury), 2037 nucleotides. RefSeq names its product high mobility group B protein 15. The record is from RefSeq and is a predicted model, not a curated record. The transcript is spliced from 7 exons. Lineage: Eukaryota; Viridiplantae; Streptophyta; Magnoliopsida; Malpighiales; Euphorbiaceae. The coding region runs from base 322 to 1737 and encodes 471 amino acids. Gene Ontology annotation, molecular function: DNA binding.
CUCCAAAAAGCCAUGACAGUGUCAGAUAUAUCAUAAUAAGAUGAAACAAAAUUUGAUGACUUGCAUUAAAAAAAUGGGGUUUAUUUUAUUUUAUAGUACAAAUAUUUGAUAUUUGGAGUGACCCUAUAAUUGUCAGAAAAUCUUUAGAAUGUCAGAGCUGCAAAAAUGGCAUUGUAUAGGCCUGUAAACUAAGAGAAAAUAGACACUUUUUUUAGCAUCUGAGUGUUUAUUUCUAUAGUCUAAAAGCUGUCAUUUUUUUGAUUUUGAUAGUGCAGUGAUAAUAGCGAGGUUUUUGAGAUGGUUGGUGAAAAGGAGUAGGCAAUGGCAUCAACUUCUUGUGCCAAGCAGAGUCCAGUAGUGCAUAUGAAACAAGUAGAACCAGUGAUGAACUAUGUUCAGUAUCCUUUACCUAAGGCUAGAUAUGAGGAAGUUGCAUCCAAUCCUAAGCUUUUUAUGUCUACUUUGAAGGAGCUUCAUGAGACUAUGAGAACCAAGUUUAUGAUCCCCAUUAUAGGAGGUAGGGAGUUAGACCUUCAUCGGCUCUUUGUCGAGGUAACAUCCCGCGGUGGUCUUGAGAAGAUUAUUAAAGAGCGAAGAUGGAAGGAAGUGACUGCCAUUUUUAACUUUCCUUCCACUGCAACUAACGCGUCUUUCGUGCUACGCAAGUACUACAGUUCCUUGCUUCACCACUAUGAACAGCUAUACUUUUUUCAAGCACGGGGCUGGGCGCCUGGCUCAUCCGUUACAGUGCAGAGCCCGCUGGCAGCGAAGCUUCCAGCACAAGUAACUGUGCAGCCAUCACCUGAAUAUCAGGCAGCUACAGCCCAGCAACAAGGGACAAACACUGCAGAGCUAUGUGGAGCAAAAGUUGCUUCAUCAGAGACUUCUCAAGUGAUAGGUGUGAUUGAUGGCAAAUUUGAGAGUGGAUAUCUUGUUACAGUCACUAUAGGGACAGAGAAGCUCAAAGGUGUACUCUAUCAGGCACCACAGAUGAUCCAAUCAGGCCAUUUUCUGCCACAAUAUAAUGUUCCUGCCAACAAUAUCACUGCCAAUGCUCGUCCUGUGCCGGGUACUCAACGCCGUCGACGCAGAAAGAAAAAUGAGAUAAAAAGAAGGGAUCCUGCUCAUCCAAAACCCAACCGAAGCGGCUACAAUUUCUUCUUUGCUGAGCAACACGCGCGACUGAAGCCUCUUUACCCCGGAAAGGACAGAGAAAUUAGUAAGAUGAUUGGUGAUCUGUGGAUGAAUCUAUUAGACCCUGAUAAAGCUGUCUAUCAGGAGAAAGCUGUCAAAGAUAAAGAGAGAUACAGAAUCGAAAUGGAGGUUUACAGGGAAAACUUGAAAACCGAGCGAGUUGUUAGCAACGCGAUCCCAUUGCAGCAAUGGUUACCUGAACAAGAUUCUGAUAUGGUAGAUGCUGAUGUGAAAACUGAUGAAAUUGAAGGAGAAGAUUCUCUUCAGACUCCAGAAAACGAAUCUAGUUCUGGUGAAACUGAUUCUGAAGGUGAAGAUAAAUCUACUACAGAUAAGAAUCUUGAUAAUGCACCAACAUCUCUGAGUCUUCUUGCUGAUUACAUGAGCAUGGACUCAUUAGCGAAGGCGGAAGGGUCUGAUUCGUCUAAUAAAGAACGGAAAAACGGAGAUCAGGAUUCUGAAAAAGUUGGCAAUGUAGGAGAUAACAACUUGGAGAAUACUUUAGUUGAGUCUGAGAAAGUGAAAAUACCUGAAGGACAGUGAAGUUUCUAUCAAGCAGUAGGAAUUUUUUUUCUUUUUUUGCUUUAAAUGUUUAUGUUUAUUGUAGGCAUUUUCUAGAUUACGGCUGCAAGUAUUCGGAUUAAUCGAUCCUUUUUCGAUGUUUUCGUGUUGAACUUUUUUUUUUUUUCCAGCUUUUAGUUCAUCUUGAUGUGAAAAGUAGGUAGUUAUGGGCUGGAAUGGUAGAAGUUUUGGCCAACUUUCUGACUGUUUUGUAGUGAGGAGAAAUUAUGAUGAAUUUGUUUAUUUCACUUUCAAUAUAAUUCAUUAAAUAAUUUAUUUUAA